GUCAAUCCAACAAUAAUUGUCAUCUGCAUGUCAUUUUGAUGCCAAUCUAGCCCAUUUUAUUUCAAUUUUAGUACAAAAAGUAAACCUAAAGUAGUUUUAUUUACAAAUUUACAUAAACUGCUUCCAAUCUUUUGGUAAGAAAACCAAAUAUUAAAUGCGAUUGCAUCGCCUUCGUUUACCUUUAGUGUGAGCGUGGUUUUGUGGUCAUUCAUCAACAAUUAUUAUCGUAUCGUAUUCGUUCUUUUGUCCCAAAACAUUGCCCAUAUUAUUCCAAAGACUAAGGUAUUACUGCACUGUUUGAACAACACAGAAAAUGAAUUUAAUGCCUUCCGGCGCGAUAAAGGAAAGAAAAUUUAAUAUUUAACUAUGAGUAGUGUACCUACAUCAAGUAAAGCGAAAUCUGACGAUGAUUUCGAAGAUGAAGAUAUAUUUGACGAUUCUAUAUUUUUGGACAACUUCGGCAACUCAUCAUUUAAAAAAAAUAAACUUUCGAGUAGUCUCUUUAAUGAUUCGGCUAAUAAAAGUGGGCUCAAUGUCAGUGCCCUAUGCUGUGAUGAAGAAAUCAGUGGUUAUGAUAAGUUGACAGGAAAAACAUGGAUUUACCCAACAAAUUAUCCAGUGAGCGACUAUCAAUUCAAUAUUAUAAAGGCUGCUAUACUAAAGAAUACUUUAGUGAGUCUACCAACAGGACUGGGGAAGACUUUUAUAGCUGCAGUCAUAAUGUACAACUUUUACCGUUGGUAUCCAGUUGGCAAGAUAGUGUUUACUGCACCAACUAGACCACUGAUAGCACAACAGAUUGAGGCGUGCUAUAAUAUCAUUGCAAUUCCACCUGCUGACACUAUUGAAAUGACUGGACACAUGCAAGCUACCACAAGGCAAAGCCAUUGGAUUAAUAAAAGGGUGUUUUUUGCAACACCACAAGUUGUAUACAAUGACAUCAAGUCAGGAAUAUGUCCUGGGGAUAAAAUUCGGUGUCUAGUGAUUGACGAAGCACACAGAGCAAGAAAAAAUUAUGCAUACUGUCAGAUAGUAUCCUGUUUAGAUGAUAUUGGCCAUAAAACAUACAGACUUCUGGCUUUGUCAGCUACACCAGGCAGUAAAGUAGAAGAUGUUGUUAGCGUAAUAAACAGUCUGCAUAUAGCUCAUUUAGAGCUGAGGACUGAAGAGUGUAUAGAUGUGGCACCAUACAGUUAUUCAAGGAAAAUCAAUACAGUCAUUGUGCAGUUAGGACCGGAGUUAAUGUUACUUAGACAAAAUUAUAUUGAGAUUUUAGAUGUAUACGCAAGAAGACUGAAACAGUUGAAUAUACUGCCACAGAAUCUGGGAAAUUUAUCAAAGGGUAGAAUUGUGAUGCUUUACAAGGAAUUUCAAUCGAAAGACCGAGGUUCAAGGCAUCCACAACACAACUACAUAAUGAAAGAUUUCACCAUACUGAUUGCAUUGUACCAUGGCCUGGAACUACUUCUUAAACACGGCUCCAGAGUUUUCCUCAAUUUCUUUGACGAACAUCCAGAGAAAUCAUGGAUACAAGCAGAUGACAAGUUGACUUCGCUUUUAGAAAGACUGCGUGAUGAUUUGGGAAUCAAUCCCAUGUCUUUGAACACUAGCAUAUUGCCAGAUGGAACUAUACCUGAGAUACCAAAACAUAUACGCUUCGGCCAUCCAAAGUUUGAUAAAUUGAAGGAAAUAAUGAUGGAACACUUCACAGCAGCCAAAAAGAAGGGUGUGGAUACAAGAGCUAUAGUUUUCUGCGAGUACCGGGAAAGUGUAAAUUUAGUAAAUUGCUUGUUAUUACAAUGUCGUCCACUCAUCACACCGCAAACUUUCGUCGGUCAGGGGGCGUCAGGAAAAGACGGCAAGACGCAGGUAUCUCAGAAGCAGCAGCUGCGCGUGAUGCGUGCGUUCCGCGCGGGCGCGUGCAACACGCUCGUGGCCACGUGCGUCGCCGAGGAGGGGCUGGACGUCGGCGCCGUCGACCUCAUCCUCUGCUUCGACAUCUCCACGCGCUCGCCCAUACGGCUCGUGCAGCGAUGCGGUCGGACGGGUCGGGAACGCAGUGGACAAGUUCACAUAUUGGUCACCGAGGGCAGAGAACAUCAGACUUUGAUGGACUGCAUGCGUCAAAGAGAUGGUCUGAAUAAGAAGAUAUUACAAUCCAAAGAGGUUGAAAAUAGUUUGUAUGGACAGAAUCCGCGCAUGAUACCCCACGAUUUCAUGCCUGCGUGUGAAAAAAUGUACAUCACUGUUGCAAAGAAAAGUGAUGUUAAAAAGGGCAACACUAACAAUGAUUUAAAGGGUCAGAAAGAUUUACGUACAAUGUUACUAGACCGAGGCGCGUCGUCUGCUGCUAAGUCCAAAAGUGAAACCUCUGAAACAAGUUUUCUAAUUGAAUCGGAAUUCAAUGAACUGUUUCCCGAAGGAUUUGUUGAAACCAAUUACUUCGAAGAAUCAAAGGAAUAUUUCUCUAUGCCUAAAGAUUCUAUGAAGACUCAUCAAGGCGAUAAAGGAAGAAUAAAACUAUAUACGUGGCUAGAAUGGCAAAGAAAUUCCCAAAAGACUGUUACAGUAGGCCAUUCAAAAGAUUCGGACAUACUAACUGAAUUGUUACGAUUCAGUGACGCCAAGAGAUUUGAAUCGCAAUCGUUAACUCAAAGUUUAACUAGUCCAAUUAAAUCAUCACUAAAUGUACCAUCGUCACCAGCAAAACCAGUGUUCCCGUCGUCUGCGUCGCCGAGUAAAACAGUUACUAUAGUGUUUCCGUCACCAAAGAAAACAAAAGUCUCUAAAAAGAAACAGAAAGUUGAAACUAAAUCGCCAGCCAAAAACAAUGGUGACAUCAGAGCUCUUUUCAGCACUACAACGAAAUCUACAAAAAAUUAUACAAAACUAAUUACCGAUCUAGGUAUACCAAACGAUGGUAGCAUACCCACGAGUAUUAUUAAUCUUCUAGUUGAUUUGAAUUUAAACAAUUCUUCCAAGAAAUGUUACGUCUGUGACAACCUUUGCAAAUGUACUAUGAUAACACACAUUAAAUCAAAUAAAUUUGAACCGUCAAUGCAGUUGCAAUUCUUAAUAGAUCCGCAUUUACCAGAUAUUAAUUUAAUACAACAUUUUGACACCGCAACAAUUUUAAAGUGUAAAAUAGAAAAGGAGAAUUCUCAUAAUAUAUCUGAAAGGGAUCGGAAACAAGACAUUCAUUGUCAUGACGGAGACAAUAACUUUGAUUUAGACUUUGAUAUUGAAACCUCAAAUGAAUCAAGUCCUAAAAAUGUGGUGAAACAUAGUAAAGAUGAUAUUGAUGCAUCAACUAACUUUGAUAUUGGUGACAUUGAUGACAUAUUUAACGACAACACUCCGCCUGAACCUAAUGAGGACAUAAAGGAAAAUGUUGAAGAAAAUAAAACGGAAGGAGAAACAUUAAAAUUCUUUGGUUUAAAUAGCAUAGAAGAUAUAUUCGCGGAUUAUGAUGAUAGUUCCGAUAUCAUUUCGGAUGAUAAAAAUAUGAAGGUGGAAAAUAAUAAUAUUAAUAUUCCAAUGACUGAUAGCAGUCCAAAACCUACCGUCAGACUUCCUGCUUCAGACAUACCUGAGCAGCCGCUAAGCCCUUCAAUUUUAUCUGGCCAAAUAAGAAAUACGAAAUCUAUAACCUCACCAAUACUAUGCAGUCAAUCUCGUCGAUUACAGUUAAACACAAAGAAAAAUACAUCUAUUUCUACACCCAAAGCGAAGAAGCGGCUAACAUUAGGACAAAGUGAUAACAAUGACGAUUCGGCAGAAGAAAUAGAAGUUACAAAGACAAGUCUUGUAAAAACUUCUCAAAGAAAAAAUAUAAGUGAUAAAAGCAUGCUUACUAUAACGCAACUUGUAGAAAUGGUCAAUAAAAGUGGUGGCGGUGAGACAAACGUGAAUGUCAGAAAAAAUACAAGUCCUGAACAUAAUAUAAUUAAAGAAAGAAGUGUAUCGCCAAUUCUUUUAACACAAGCUGAGAAACGGAAGUCAUUUUCAUCAAAUCCAAACUCUAAUAUAUCUCAAGGAUCUUUUAAAAUUAAUGAAUCUAUUAUUAUUCUAGAAAGUGACAGUGAUUCAGACGAUGCUGAAAUAUGUAAUCACGUAAAUGAUAUUAUGAAUAAAUCCUUUGCAGAAAAUGUCAAUAUACAUCAACCCACUAUUAAUCUUGCGAUUAGUGCACAUGACAAUAACAUUUUAAAAACAAAUACGAUUUCUCCAACGACAAGCAAAAGAAAACUAGAAAUAGAUGAUUUUAGUAACGUAACAAAUUCUCCAUAUUUCAAUAAAAGGCAAAAACUACAAAAUCAAGACAAUAAACAGAUCUCACUGCAAGAAAAGAUUUUAAGUGUUUUAAAAUCAGACAAGUCAAGUGUAUUUAAAAAUAAUCACACUAAUCUUCACUGCACUGUGUCACAACCACAAUCAAAUACACCCAAAGAAAAUUGUAAUCCUCAAUUUCUAAACCACAGCAAUAAAGAUGAUAUCACUAAAAGUAAGUUAGAGAUGUUACAAAUGUAUAGAAGAGAUAACAAAAUACAUGAAAGCGUUAGAAAUAAAGUUCACACAUUAUUCAAAGAUGCUAGUCAACAACCUACGCUUCCACAAAAACGACGAAUAGAAUUUGAUGAGAGCGACGAUGACUUUGAAGACAAUGAGACUAAAAAUGAUUUCAGGAGUCCAAACAUCAUAAAAUAUAACAAUAAAGCAUCAUUAACCAAAAAUCACAAAGUGCGUAAAAAAAGGAGAAAGGAAAAUUCGUUUCUUGAUCUGGAAGCUGAGCAAUCUGAUGAUAGCAGAAGCGAUAGUGGAGACGAAUUAUCAGACGACAGUAUCGGCAGCGUAGCAGAAUUCAUAUGCGACGAAAACAUCACCCACCAUGAAGAUAUGCAUGCGCAUUACAUCAAGUCUGUUAGAAGUCCCUUAAAAGUAAAAGGCGGUUUCAAAAUCCCAGAAUUACCGAAGAGGUUUAACAGAGCCGAUAUUUUAUCGCAAUACGUGGAGGAAGAUGAAUACGAGAUGGACAGUUUUUGUGUCGACUCUCACAUAGGAUUGACGCAAGUAAACGACGUGUCCGAACUUGAGCUGGCGGAAAUUAUUUUAGAGAACAAGAAAAAAUCUAAAAGGAAUGGCAAAGUUCGCCAAAUGACACAGCCAAAUGAUGACAGUCCCGUCAUAAAAAGACGAAACAAAAAGUCGAACAGGCAAAUUCACAGCGAUUCGGACGACAGCAGUUGAGGAUUGAUAAGACUGAUAGUUGGUGCUAUAAUGUAUGCAAAGACGCAAGUGUACCCGCUCUAAUUUUAUUUAGCAUAUCUAUGCAAUUAAUUGCAUCACUUGGCCCAUUGGAAAACUGAUUCCAAAUGAGUGGAGGAUCCGAACAUGUUAAUUAUAUUCUAUGAAGAAUAGUGGCUUCAGAUUUGAGUUACCUCACUAAUAUAAAGAGCAACAACGUUAGUGAAACUACGAAAAGUUUACUAGCAUUGCCCCAUGAACCAAAUUAUGUGACGCCGUAUAAAACUGUGAUAUACUUGAGCUGGACUUUAGUACAAAAAUAUUUAUUUAAUUUCAAUUAUUUAUGUGUGUGUAUAUAAAUUUUUGUACAAUUCCUACAUUUUAUAUAAUAAUUGGAAUCAUGAGAAAUAAAAAGCGAAAUGGAUAAUUAUUUAA
Messenger RNA from Manduca sexta (tobacco hornworm), 5679 nucleotides. RefSeq names its product Fanconi anemia group M protein (gene Fancm). The coding region runs from base 367 to 5247 and encodes 1626 amino acids. The transcript has 18 exons. The record is from RefSeq and is a predicted model, not a curated record. Gene Ontology annotation, molecular function: four-way junction DNA binding; 3'-5' DNA helicase activity; four-way junction helicase activity. Gene Ontology annotation, biological process: replication fork reversal; double-strand break repair via synthesis-dependent strand annealing; interstrand cross-link repair. Lineage: Eukaryota; Metazoa; Arthropoda; Insecta; Lepidoptera; Sphingidae.